This is a messenger RNA of Gigantopelta aegis, 7668 nucleotides long. RefSeq lists its product as uncharacterized. Gene Ontology annotation, biological process: G protein-coupled receptor signaling pathway; response to pheromone. The record is from RefSeq and is a predicted model, not a curated record. The coding region runs from base 98 to 1714 and encodes 538 amino acids. The transcript is spliced from 5 exons. Lineage: Eukaryota; Metazoa; Mollusca; Gastropoda; Neomphalida; Peltospiridae.
AGAAUGAGAAAGUCUGAAGACGUGAUCCAGCUGUGGACAUGCUUUUACGCGGUUUAGAGAAGUGUGGUCGGCAUGGUUAAGCAUCAGGGUGGUAAUUAUGGAAAUACACAUAAACAUAAUUUAUAUUAUUCUCUGUUUGUGUCCGUCUGUCUGUCAAGGCUUACAUUUACAAGGAAAAUGGAAAACGUCCAAUUUUUUCCUCUUUCUAACAAAAUUUGGAUUUCAGAAAACGGACCCAGAAAAAAUGGUUCACACACAAGGGGUGAUAUAUGGAAAUAUAACCACAAACGCAAACUUUACCACAAAUCUACAGCUUGUUGUAGUAGAUAGUGAAUAUUUUAUUCAGUUUUAUGGUAACAGGACGUUGCGAGCCAGUGAAGCCUGUCCCAAUAUGUUCAGUAAAAUAGACAUGUUAGCUUUUGAUUCAGUGUGUUCUCCAAGAGGGGUGGAGGAUUUCCUGCGAAAAGUACCCUGUAAAAAGGGAGGGUUGUGUGAGGAUGAAGAUAACCCGACCAAUGUGAUUCACGGCUAUCAGUUUACUUACAAGGUCCGAGACACUGAACGACCCAGAUUUUGGUACAUCAGUCUUGUGUCAUGUUACCGUAACAACACACAUGGACAGAAAUGUCGGUGGUUACACAACCGAGACCAGCACAUUUACCUAGAUUAUGACAUCUGGCUGGUGAACGGCGACCCAUCGGCCAAACAUCUCAAUCCGUUUGAACACCAGUUUUCCUUCGAACUCCACGACGUCUUCGAAAUACAUUUGAUAGUCUUUAGCAUAUGCAGUUUGCUGUUUGCUGUGUGGAUGUAUCCCUUUUUAAAACAACGACACCAGAUUACGAACAUACUCACUUUAAGCAUUGCCUCGGAGAUUCUUGGAAUCUUGUGUAACUUGAUACAUGUGACAGUAUUCGCUUUUAAUGGCUGGGGCAUUUCGUGGCUGGGUGAUGCGGGAGAUUUCAUUCUGCUUGUCUCCCAGUGUGUUUUUAUGCUUUUUCUGUUCUUAGUUGCCAAGGGGUGGCAGAUCACAAGCAUCGAACUCAGUAGGAGAAAGAUUUUGUUCUCAUUGUGGGGCACAUACACUCUUCUCAAUCUUGUGCUGUUUAUCUGGAAUCUAACUGAAGUGGACAUGAUCUCUAACACGGAUGAGUGGCAGACGUACCCCGGCUACCUGACCCUGGCGUUCCGUCUGGUUGUCAUGGUGUGGUUCAUCGUGGAGCUGCGUCACACCUUCCACCAGGGCCUGCACCAGGAUCGCCUUGACUUCUUUCAGCACUUCGGCGCCUUCUUCCUAGUCUGGUUCGUGUAUCUGCCCGUGCUCGUCCUCAUCUCCACUCAAAUCUCAGCACUCUGGAGGUACAAGACUAUUUUAAGUAUUUCGUAUGCAGCCGAUGUCCUGGCGUAUGCUGUUUUGAUUCACCUACUGUGGCCGGCUAGAUCUGUGCUAUACCUCAUCAAGGGAGAGGUUCCACUGCCUACCUACGAUCUUGAAAUCACAGGUCUUCUUGAUGAUCUGCAGGAAACAAACAUCUUUAACAAGAGCAAUGUUGUAAUGGAAGGACAGGAUUUUAAUUCCGAUGAUGAACUUUUUGGAAAAAUUUCAAAUAAGAAGAUUGAUAAGAAAGGGGAGAGAUUUCAGAAUGGAAUCAUAGCAAAUGGCGGCCUCAAUCACGUUGAUGGGGUGGCUGUGAUCAAUGAGUCCAUGUUGUAGAAUAUUUAACGUGCUUCCAUUUCGUGUCAUGUUCAAGUCCAGAGAGAAAUAAUUUUCAAUUAUCACGAGCUUUAAGGAGUGACAGUAAACAUUAUUUCACAAGGGACAUAAACAUGAUACAAAAUGGUAGCAAGUUUAAUAUCCUAUUUAUUACCCGUCAUCGAUUUCAGUUUAUAUCACUGAACUUGUUUGUAAGGACAUGGUGCGCCAAUUGUAUGACGCCGAAGUGUUACGUUCCACUUGACGUUCUAGUGGGAUGUAACUCUUUGACAUGAACCAAGAUGUUUUUAACCAUAUGGGUAAUAAUUGGUAUUAAGACAUGGCCAUUACAAAAGUACUUUGAAAAGUAUUGAACAAAUCGUCAACCACAUUUUGCUCAUUUUUACCUAGCGAAAGUAUUCCAAUUAUUGUAGGGAUUGGGUGUGGGUUAUUAUUAUUAUCUUGUUUUUGGCAAUAGAUCCUGUUUCCCAUUUCUAUUUCUAACAUUCCAUUAUUUCAAUAAUUGAUGUACUAUUAAUUACAGCACGAGAUAAAUAUAUUAUUAAUGUUAUUUUAUAUGUUAUUUUAUAUAAUGGUAACAGGUAGAGUUGCUGUUACCAGUUUUUUUCUUUUACUACUUUCCAAAUUUUUUAUUUUUUUAUUUUUUAAUCCAUGACCUUUGUGUUAUUACUUAAUUCCUAUUAAGAGAUUAUUGUGCACGGACAGUUUUAUCACAGUAAAAUCAUAUUGUAAAUUUCACCAUUUGCAUAUUUCAGUUUACUUGUGGAGAAGAGUUACCUCCCAUAUUUCAUAUACUUUUUAAAAAUAUGGACCAGUUAUUGACAUUAUUUGUGAGACUUAAUUUUAAUUCAUAUUCCACUGAAGUAAAAUAAUAAUUAAUCAGACAUCUUUUAUAUUGUUUUAUAAGUAAUGAUCUUAUUUUGUUUAAAGUUCCAAAUGUAACCUAUAAAUUGUUCUUACAUGUGCAGUGAUGAAAGUGGGUUAAGAAAACAAAUCUUUUAAUUUUAAUAUCAGCGGUUGGGUACUGAGACUGGCCUAGGGUUGUACAAUGGUCUAUAAUGGUAACUCAAUUCAGAAUGUAGACGGAUGUGAGCCGAAACCAUACUGGAAGUUUUAAUAUCAGCGGUUGGGUACUGAGACUGGCCUAGGGUUAUACAAUGGUCUAUAAUGGUAACUCAAUUCAGAAUGUAGACGGAUGUGAGCCGAAACCAUACUGGAAGUUUUAAUAUCAGCGGUUGGGUACUGAGACUGGCCUAGGGUUAUACAAUGGUCUAUAAUGGUAACUCGAUUCAGAAUGUAGACGGAUGUGAGCCAAAACCAUACUGGAAGUUUUAAUAUCAGCGGUUGGGUACUGAGACUGGCCUAGGGUUGUACAAUGGUCUAUAAUGGUAACUCAGUUCAGAAUGUAGACUGAUGUGAGCCGAAACCAUACUGGAAGUUUUAAUAUCAGCGGUUGGGUACUGAGACUGGCCUAGGGUUGUACAAUGGUCUAUAAUGGUAACUCAGUUCAGAAUGUAGACGGAUGUGAGCCGAAACCAUACUGGAAGUUUUAAUAUCAGCGGUUGGGUACUGAGACUGGCCUAGGGUUAUACAAUGGUCUAUAAUGGUAACUCCAUUCAGAAUGUAGACGGAUGUGAGCCGAAACCAUACUGGAAGUUUUAAUAUCAGCGGUUGGGUACUGAGACUGGCCUAGGGUUAUACAAUGGUCUAUAAUGGUAACUCAGUUCAGAAUGUAGACGGAUGUGAGCCGAAACCAUACUGGAAGUUUUAAUAUCAGCGGUUGGGUACUGAGACUGGCCUAGGGUUAUACAAUGGUCUAUAAUGGUAACUCAGUUCAGAAUGUAGACUGAUGUGAGCCGAAACCAUACUGGAAGUUUUAAUAUUAGCGGUUGGGUACUGAGACUGGCCUAGGGUUGUACAAUGGUCUAUAAUGGUAACUCAAUUCAGAAUGUAGACGGAUGUGAGCCGAAACCAUACUGGAAGUUUUAAUAUCAGCGGUUGGGUACUGAGACUGGCCUAGGGUUAUACAAUGGUCUAUAAUGGUAACUCAGUUCAGAAUGUAGACGGAUGUGAGCCAAAACCAUACUGGAAGUUUUAAUAUCAGCGGUUGGGUACUGAGACUGGCCUAGGGUUAUACAAUGGUAUACAAUGGUCUAUAAUGGUAACUCAAUUCAGAAUGUAGACGGAUGUGAGCCGAAACCAUACUGGAAGUUUUCAAUGGAGAAUACAGUAAAUUUUGAUAAACUGCGGAAAAACCAGAAACACUGUACAGAAACAUCUGGAAUUCAAAUAAAUCCACAAAACUUUCAUCUUUGCAUGUGGCUUCUCCAUUUGGAUGUUCUAGUGAACACAUUGUUCUUCAGUUGUAUAAAGUAGAAUUAGUAUUUAAUUUAUUCUAAAUAAUGAUUGAUUGAUCUCAUUGUCAUGAUUGAACUUGUAGCAAAUAUGUAUUUGGAAAAUGUAAAAAAAAGUUGGUUAAAGUGCUACCGAAAUUGAUACCUUGUACAUUCCUUUGUCUAUACACAUCAUACUGUUGAACAGAACAAAAAAACAAAUAUCAAAAACCUAUAAAGCCAAAAUAAUUUUAGAAAGGAAACUUUUAUGUGUGUUUUUAUAAAACAAGAACUUGCUAAAGUUACAGAAUUCAUUAUACAAAGCUACCUUCUAAUAAUUUUCCAUACUAUUUCUUCUUAAAUAUGUUUAUUGCACAAAAAUAAUUAUUUUAAUGUGUCUGUAGAUAAAUUAAAUGUUGCUAUUACUCUGUGCUUCUUUUGCAGAACCAGCUAAAGAUGUUUUUAAUUGCAGUUAUAAAUAAUUUAUCUAUCAGUGAACAGUACCAUAAACAAUGCAAUAAUAUUGUCUUCAGUAACAGUGUGUGCUCCAAAAACGAGAUGACAUUAACAACUGAUUCAUGAACACCAUCCCAACUCACUGUUUUUGUAUUUUAAAACAAUUAAAAAUUCAUUUUUUUUAAUAAUAAUAAAACAUCUCAUUGCUAAGAUAGUUGUGGUUUUAUUAGUCUGAGAACUAUUUAUAGAUCACCAUAUACAUGUACUAAGACCUAUUUGACCUUCAUAUUAUUGUGACGUCGGCCUUUGCUAGAUUACAACUCAAAAUGACUUAAUGUUAUCAGUUUUUUCUCCACCAACUUGCAGUGCUGUUCAUGAGUGAUUUAUUUGACAUGACAUAUAACUAUAUGGUUGUGAAUGUAGAAUGUAUCAAGUUUUUCAGGGUAUUUCAUGUUUUGGUGGAAUCCUUGUUUUUAAAAAUGUUUUUGGUUUUGUUUACCUUCACAAGUAUUUCUAUUGAUUUUCUUUACACACACAGUCAUGUUUUGAUGGUGUCUUUCAAUUUUUUUUCUUAUUAUUUUUUUGUGCACGAAGUCAACGAUAUGUAUAUUUUGCUUUUAUUAUUAUAUUUUUUAAUGUCCUUUGUUAUUUGCAAACAUACAUGUUUACAUGUAUAUUGAUUAGACUUAGAUGGUAUGCCAUCACAUUUGGGAUUCCCCAUCAUUUUACAGUAUAAAUGUUACAAUUACCAUAUAUCUUCUGUAAGUUAUUCAUUUAAUGUUUAUAAUGUUGAAAUUUCGAUUGUAUUUCUUUAUACUUUGUUCUUCCAACUAUUCACUAGUAAUACAUAAAAUAGCUCAAGAAUCCAAGAAAUAUAUUGUCCUCAAUUUUAAUCACAUUUAAAACAGAAGAAUAAUUAUAAAGAAAUCAGUUUCACAUCCAUCAUAAUUAACAUGUUUGUUGGAAUAUAAGUAUAAACUAAUGACCAUUGGAACUAAAUUUUAAUAUUCUUUGUUUGCCUUUACUGCACUGGCUCAGAUAAUAUACUUACUGAACAUAUUGUCAUGGCUCCCUAGAACCUUUAUUAUAUUAUACAACACAAUCAACAAUAUUGUAAAAUAAUUUUUAAAAUUGCAUAUAAAGGCUAACUAUUGGAUAAACAAACGUUUCUUUAGACUAUGCAAUGCUAUACAGUACAUGCAUAAUUUUCUUGGAUCUUAGGUUAUGAAUGCUGCAUUCAGCCUAGUUUCUUUAAAAUACAAAUUUUUAAAAAGUCAUUUGUACUAGUUAAUAUCCAAUUAUAAUCUUAAUAUUAUAGGAAAUAUUUUCACAAGAUUAUAAAUGUAUAUGUUGGGUGGGGGGAAAUCUGGACAUUUACAGUUCACCAUUCUUAAUGUAAUAAAUAUAUGAUCUCAGUUUUUUUUGUUAAUGAUUUUUUUUUAUCUUUACAUAUAUUUUCUUAAAUUCAGUUAAUAAAACUACAGCUUUCAUCUUUUGUGUAUUUUGGAUAUGGAUUUCAUAAAUUGUCCAAUAUUGCAAUAAUACUUUGUCAAAGGACAGAAAAAGCAAAAUUUAUACAUUUACUUAUUUACACAAACUGAACAAAUAUGAGUAUAAAUUAUACUGACCUACAAAUGAAGCCAACAUUAACUGCAGUAGUUGGCAGAUUAUGCAUGUCAAAUGAUAUAACAUAAAAUAUUUGUGCGCGACAUGCAUAUACAAAAACCAUUUAUCUAAAACUAUGUCUUCAAUUUAGUUCAUACAGUUGCCAAAUGUUGAUAUCAAAAUCUUGUGAUUUAUUUGUCGCUAAUUGUUACUGUGAAAAAUUCAUGAUUUAUUUUAAAACACUUAAAUUGUCUAAAUUAUUGUCUGCUAGAACCUUGGUGAUUUUUUUUUAGUCAUUAUUGUUUAAUAUUCCGAUUGCUGUGAUAUUGUCUAUUGUUUAUUGUCUUCUGUAUGCAUGUAUGCUCUCAAUGCUGUGUGUAUGAAACUCAACUCUCGAGUGAUCUUCAUUUUCUUAGUCAUACUUAUCUAGGGUAGUUUUAUCCAAUGAAACAUCUUGCAUAUGUAUUUUGUCUUAUCUUUUCAGCUAUGUGAAAUGUUUAAUAUACACUGAAAAAUGUAAAUGAUUACAGCCUUAUUUAGAGUUACUCUUAAUUCUUUCAUACACAAACUUUGAUUAUUAUUGGUAAACCAAAAAUAAUAAUUGCAUGUGUACUACACUUAAUGAUAUAAAUACUUGUAGUUGAUUAUACAUGACUAGUGAGAAAAUUGUGUUCAUUACAUUUGGCAUGUGGAUAAUAGUUUUUAGUAUCCAUACCUGGGGAAGGUUGUUAGGAAUUAUCUAAUACACAUGGGUCCAUGUCAUGGAUCCAUACAAGCCACAAAUAUCCACGCUUUGAAAAGAUUAUAUCCAAAUAAGGCUUUUUUGUAAUUUUGAGUAGCGAGUUUACAUACCAAAUGAUCAAAACGUAACUUUGUAGGACACCAAUCUAGGAAAAUAACCAUGUAUUUGAAACUGUUUGUGAAAGGCUGAGAACCCAUUCUCGUCACACCACUAUGCAAAAUGUUCAUGAACACAUUCCCUGCACCAGAACAGUUUCAAAUACACAGUAAGAGGAUGUAGACAUGGGUUUUUUAUUACAUGGCUUAGUAACUUUCUAAAUGGCUACCUAAAGAAAAAGGUGUCCAUUAUAAUAAAGUAGUCUGGUUUUGUUUAACUUGUUUUGAAUGGUUUUAAAACGUUGCCAAUAUUUUAAUCUUGAGAUUAGUGUUAACAUUGGUUAACAUGUUACUGCAAUUUUGUUUUUAAUGUAACCAGUAUUAAAAAAAAGAAAAAAAAAGAUUUAAAAAAAAAUGUUUCGGUGUAAAUAAGUAUCUUUUAUAUGUAAAUUACAAACCUCAUUUUAAAGUAUUUUAAUGUGUUAAUGCCUCCAACUCGUACCGUAAAUAUGUAUCUGAAGCCUGUUAUGCUAUAAUAUAUCCACUUUUACCAUAUUGUAUACUUAAAAUAUCUAUUUCAAGUACAUAUGUUUGUGCCUGACGUGUUCGCGUUAAAAUAAUCCUGUGCAUAAUUAUCAUACAAGCAGUUGUGAAGUCAUUAUAUUCCAGAGUUGUACAAAUAUGUUUGAAACAUUAAAUGCAAUAAUGGAUAUUUUUAACACA